Oncorhynchus kisutch (coho salmon) is the source of this 2545-nucleotide messenger RNA. RefSeq names its product GRB2 associated, regulator of MAPK1-like (gene garem2). The coding region runs from base 131 to 2281 and encodes 716 amino acids. The transcript has 8 exons. NCBI's taxonomy places the organism in Eukaryota, Metazoa, Chordata, Actinopteri, Salmoniformes, Salmonidae. The record is from RefSeq and is a predicted model, not a curated record.
CUUCCGUGCACUUUCUCUCAAAUCAACUUUCUCUCGCUCUCCAAAAAAUGGUGAGACUGAGCGAAGAGCUGCACCAUCCCGGACCUCUCCCGGUGUGGGGUGUGAUGACGUAGUGCCAGUAUGAGAUAUAAUGGAGAAGCUUUGGACCAGCCUGUCGGAGGUGUCUUGGAGCUCCGUGUCGGUUCCGUUAGAUGCUGUGGUCAGUAAGGUCCGCUUGCCCUGUCUGGUCCGCCUGGCGCCUGGGGAGUGUGUAGAUGGUCUGUGUGAGGAUGAUAUGGUGGUGCUCCACUCGUGUCGUCAGUGGACCACCGUCACUGCUCUCUCUCUGGAAGAAGGACACUACGUCAUCGGACCCAAGAUAGACAUUCCUCUACAGUACCAGGGUAGGUUCCGUCUGAUAGAUGAAGACAGAGACGUUAGGGACCCCAUCCAGUAUUUCUCCUCGGUGGAGGAAGUGGCCGGAAUGUUCCCUGACCGUGUCUUCGCCAUGGAAACUAUCAGCUUCACUGUCAAGGUUCUGUCAGGGGAGUUCAGUGAGGACAGUGAGUCGUACAGUGUGGUGCUGCAGCCUGGUGAUGAGCUGUCACUCACGGGAAAGGCAGAGUUUCUCACAGCCACGCCCACCACGGAGAAGACUGGACUGAGCGCGCUCCUGAGACGCCUGGGGAAGACCCCCCGCAGUAAAACUCCAUGUUUGGUGUGUAUGAACCAUCGGACCAAUCAGAGCAUCUCUCUGCCCUUCGCCUGCCGAGGACGGUUCUGCACGCGCUCCCCUCUGGAGCAGGGCAUGCUGGGAGCUGACCACACGGUGCGCAGCAUCAUCGAAAGGGUCCGACUUCCUGUUAAUGUUACCGUGCCGACCAGACCACCACGGAACCCCUACGACCGCCACGUGGUGAGAGAGGGGCAUCGCUACAAGCUGUUGAACAUUGUCAGUAAGACAGUGGUGUUGUGUCUUGUCCUACGGCCAAUACAACUGGUUCCCUCCCACUUCCUGUUGCUACGCUGCAUGCCGCGCUUCUCUGUGGCUACGCCCUCGGCAACUACAGACAGUCUGUUGCUACGGCAGCAUGCCAGCUUCGACCCUGAUGGGUACAGCCGAGCCGUCCGUGAGACGCGUCCAGAACUCAGCGAGGAGAGAGUGUGUGUGAGCGAGGACGGUGUGUGUGUGAGCCCGCGAAGGGGAGGUGUGUGUGUGUCAGCGCAGGACUCUCAGCUGCUGUCCGUGUGUGUGUUCGCUGGGGGCGGAGUUACAGACAACAUCAGCCAAUCGCAACGCUGCAGAGACUCUCUAGGGGAGGGGACAGAGUACCUCUCUCCCAAUUGGACAGAGGCUGAGCUGCAGACCAGUGAAGAGAUCCCCUACGAGGAACUGUGGACCAAUCAGACUGCAGAGGGCCUGGGGAAGGCAGAGCCAAACCGCAUCUCUGUCCAUUCCUCUUCCUCUUUGGAUGGAUUGCUGGGGACUGCCCGCCUCGCCAUGGUGACAAGAGUAUCAACCCCACCCCCUGUACCUCCAAAAUCAGACGCAGUGAGAGAAGAGUGCAGGUUCCUGAUCGCUCCUCCAGUUCCUCCUCGAUGCUGUAAAGGAGACUCCUCCCCUUCCUGUCCAAGCCCCACCCCCAGUCCACCGGUCCCGCCCCGCUUCCCUCAGACACAUCUCUCCUAUUACUCUUCUGGACCACCCAACAGUUGUUCUGUCUCUCCUCCAGACUCGUCUAUCUACUGUUAUCCAUGUUCCUGGACUGACCCCUCCCACAUCAGCCCUGAGCCAAUCCCUGCUCUCCCUGCUGACAGCUUGGCCAAUCCCCAGCCAGCGCAGGCCACCUGGGUGGAGCCGUGGAGCUAUAAUUCCUCCUCCUUCUCCCGGCUGAGGCUUCCGCCCCCUCAGAGUCGAUUCGCUCCCUUCGGAGCACUUAACCCCUUUAACCGCCCUAGUCCCUCCCCCUGCCCUUCCCCAGAGCCUAUACCAGCCAAUCAGACAGCAGAGCUCUCCAGAGGCGCUGAGGGAGGCGGGACAUGCGAGGGGUCGACUCCGCCUAGUGACCCUGCCUGGCGCCCGCCCACUGACCUGUCUGCCCUCUCAUUGGAGGAGGUGUCUGCCAGUCUGAGGUUCAUUGGCCUAUCAGAGGCAGCGGUGGGCGUGUUCCAGAGAGAGCGCGUUGACGGGAGCCUCCUGGUUCAGCUCGACGAGGAGACCCUGUCACAUGACUUCCAUCUCAGCCGAUUGCACGUCACCAAGAUCACACAGUUCAUACAGGGCUGGAGGCCCAAGAUUUAACACCUAUUGUGACACUGUCACAAGGUGUUUAUCACAACAUUGGAGGCUGCUGAUUGGAGGACGGCUCAUAAAAAUGGCUGGAAUGGAAACCAUGUGUUUGAUAUACUUGAUAGCAUCCCACUCCAGCCUUUAGCACGAGCCCAUCCUCCCCGAUUACGGUGCCACCAACCUACUGUGCGAUCUACGUAAAGGACGAAGGCAAGGUUUGCUAUUUUAACGAAGUACUGUAAAGCCGCUCGAGGCGAAGGUUGCCCCUAACUGAAA